AUGGUCAUAACAAUGAAUAUUGCGGGUUGGGGAGUCAGCAGGAUACUAGUAGAUUCAGGAAGUUCCGCAGACAUAAUAUUCGCUGGAACCUUCGAUCAAAUGAAGCUCAGCAGAAGCCAGCUCCAACCUUUGGAAUCACCUUUGGUCGGGUUCGGAGGAAAGCAGAUACACGCUCUGGGCAAGGUCGCCUUACCUGUAUCCUUUGGCACUUCGGAAAACGCAAGGACAGAAUACAUCACCUUCGAUGUGGUAGACCUGCAUUACCCAUACAAUGCCAUAUUCGGGCGGGGGUUCUUGAACAGAUUCAACGCAGCUCAUAUGGGAUACCUGUGCAUGAAAAUCCUAGCUUUGCACGGGGUGAUCAUUGUUCACGGAAGUCAGAAAGAAGCAAGGAACAUAGAGAAAGCAAUCUACAAGUCUUUCCGGAACAUAAACUCCGUGGACUCCACGCAAGAAGAAGCUUGCCAGCCACCAGACAUGCCAAGGGGGAAGACAGACCUGGCCGAUCAGGAGGAAACAAAGAGUGUCCCUCUGCAGGAGGCGGUACCAGAUAGGAAGGUCACCAUAUCUGCUACCCUUAGCCUGGAGGAGGAGCUUGAGCUGCUGGACGUGCUAUAG
Molecule: messenger RNA, 618 nt
Organism: Sorghum bicolor (sorghum)
Lineage: Eukaryota; Viridiplantae; Streptophyta; Magnoliopsida; Poales; Poaceae
Exons: 1
Coding region: 1-618 (205 amino acids)
Source: RefSeq, a predicted model, not a curated record